AACAGCUGUGCCACGAAAACAUUUCACAGCUACAUUUUUAAAAUGGCAAUUUUACUCAUUGCAUUUAUUUUGGUUGUUUAAAUUAAAAGUAUUGCUAUUACAAGUGAAUUUAAUAGUAACGGUAAUAAAAUUUUAGAACAAUAUUUUUCAUUUCAUGGAUAAAUUCAUAAAUUUUAUUUAUUUAAUUAAAAAAGUCGACUGAUAAUAGCGAUGUGUGAAUGUACACUUGUAACACCGCACAUUGCUUGUCAGUAAAGUUUUUGCUUGAUUGCCGUCUUGUGAUUUUUCUCCUUGUUUUAAUUUUCAUGAAAAUAACGGAAAAUGCCAAGUAACUGUAAUGUUUUGUAUCAAAUUAGUUCAGUGAUAAUACUGUGAAAGAGUGGGUUUGAAUGUAUAUCUUUUUUUUUCGAGAAAUAUAACGAUUGAAUUGUGCAGCAAAUGUAUCAAUACAAAUAUGAAACAUACUUUUGCUUUGUAAUAAACUAGGACGGUGACAAAAUGGAGCACGCAGAUUUGGUGGCCGAAAUGGUCCAGGUGGAACACCUGACCACACAGGAACGGCUACAUUUAGCAAGAAGACGGCGCAUGCAGCAACUAAAGCUAUGGCAGCAAAGGGAGAAAGAAUGGGCGAGGACCAGACCGAGGAAGGAGAAAAGCACCAAAAGGAAUAUUUAUUUUAGCGACAGUGUCAUGCUACUAGAAGCGGCAGCAAGAAAUGAUAUAGAUGAAGUUCGAAGAUUACUCGCGCGCGGCGUUACUCCGGACGCUACGAACGAGGACGGCCUAACAGCUCUGCACCAAUGCUGCAUCGACAACAACGAAGCGAUGAUGCGUCUUCUACUCGAUCACGGGGCGAACGUCAAUGCGGAGGACAGCGAGAAGUGGACCCCGCUCCACGCGGCGGCCACCUGCGGCAAUCUUAAUCUAGUCCGAAUAUUAAUACAACGCGGGGCCAACCUACUGGCUGUGAACGGAGACGGGAAUAUGCCAUACGACAUCUGCGAAGAGGAAAGAACAUUAGACGCGAUAGAAAGUGAAAUGGCAGCUAGGGGUGUGACGCAAAGGUUAAUAGACGAAACGAGGGCUGCUACUGAGAUGAGAAUGUUAUUAGACGUGGCGGAACUAGUCAAGGAGGGUAUGGAUUUGGACGAACCCAGGGACAAUCAGGGAGCGACACUGUUGCACGUGGCUUCUGCGAAUGGUUACAUGAAAGUAGUGGAAUAUCUCUUGGAGCAUCGGGCCUCCACCGACGUGGUGGACCACGACAUGUGGCAGCCGGUGCACGGCGCGGCCUGCUGGGGACAUUUCGAAGUAUUGGAGUUACUUGUGCAGUACGGCGCCGAUCUAAACGUCCGGAACAAGCAUGACGAAACGCCGGCAGAUAUAUGCGAAGAGGGCGAGCUGCGGAGUCGUAUACUGCGUCUGGCGGCCGAGCAGGAGGAGCACCGGCGCCACUCCGCCGCCGACCGUCUGCGCAGCGCGCGCCGCUCCUCCUCCACCGCCAGCACCAGCAGAGUGCGGUCGGUGCGCCGGACGUCGCUCAGGGAGAAGCAGCUGACGGCCAAGGCGGACGUCCGCGGCGAGGCGAGGCUGCGGGAGACGUUCGAUUCUGUCGUCGACGACGAACUGCAGGGCUUAUCCAAUGGCAUUGAAAAUGAUCAAAACAGCGCCAACCUACAAUCAUCAGAUCUAUCGCACAAAAGAGUGUCAACCGACUCUACAAAUUCGAACCAGAGCUACGACUCCAAUGUCGAAUACGCAGUCCCGAAGCACACUUACAACCAACGGGGACCGCAUAGACCCAGUGACGUCAGCGACGCCUCAGACAGCAUACACUUCAACCAGUCCAAGAUCAGCAAUCCGCUGUUCGGCGUGAACGCGGCCUCGCAGUACGCGCCCGGUUCGGUACCCGCCCCGCAACUAGAGGCGGUCAACGAGCAGACCAGACAUUACGACAGGCCGAACGUGCCGAACGGCGUCAGGAAAGCUCCCGAGGGCCAGGACAACGACCCCUACAAGUCCGAGGACGCUUUAGACGGUAGGAAAGAGUUGAUCGUGACACCGAACCAGAUCGCGAUCACAGACGGAGGCACGGCCACUUACACCACAGACAAUAAUGGUAAAAUCAAUGUUCAUGUCACCGUCAUGAUUAACGCAGGCACAUUAGCGGACUUAAAGAAGCAACGUUCGCAGAUAAGAACGAACGGAAGUCCAGUAGAGAAUAGUCUGAAUUCGACAAACAAUCACAGUAUCAGUUCUCUGAAUGAAGCAAAGGACAUGCCGGUUCAGCUGAAUCCUCUGACCCUAUCCCCCAGUUCCGGGACCAUGCCGCGUUUUUCCGGGAACACCAGUGACGUCGUCGGCGACACCAGGUCUCAUAGGUGCUGCGUCAUAAUGUAGAUGUGUUGCAACCAGAGAAAAAUAUUUCGAAAUCGUAUCCCCGUUGGAGACAGAUUAUCCGAUAUGAGGGCCAUUUGUGGACUAUAGCACUGACAAUGUAAAUGUAGCCUAGGGUAAAGAUGGAAUAUCAAUAUCAAGCUGUACUGUGCUGACUUAAGCUGAUUUUAUCGUGCAGUGUUUUGUCAUCGCACGUGAUCAGAUGCGCGCGAGUGAGAUAGACGAUAAUAGCACAAUGAGGGACUAUACUUAGGCCAUUACAAACGUGCGAACUGAGUCAUAAAACAUUACGGCAAAGGGAUGUGACAAUGCCGCGCACCUCGAUAUCGAUAAAGGGAUGCCGCUCGGGUUCAGGUAGUCAGAUCAGACGUGGUCGUUGAUGACUGGUACAUGUGAAUUGGGUGGGUUGUGGGUGUUUAUAAAAAUUGUGUUAGUUAUCAUUAGACAACCCUACGGGAACCAUGGAAGCAUUAUUCGAUAACUUAGCUUUGUUAAAAUUAAAGGGCGAUAUUAACGUCCAAACUCGUUCGGUUAUUUAUAAUGUGUUGGUAGUGCUUAACGAAUUAAAAAAUGACCCGAAAAAAAUAUUUUUUAAAUUUAAUAAAUAACGUUUUUUAUGUAAUUAUAUUGAUUUAAGUUUUAUACACGUAACACUAGAACUGUGAGCGAAAGAUCCGAUAUGUCUAUAAGUGUGAGCGAGAGGUCUGAUAAAAAUUAUUUAUGAAUCAGUUCGCACGUUUGUAAUGGCCCAAGUAUAAUCGAGACGUUUUGAAAAAAAAAACAGACCCACACAGCGCAGGCGCGUGUUAAAUAGAGAACAAGGCAGCAUAGCUUGAUGUUAAUAGAACCAAGUGCUUCUUAUAUCUCGUCGGGACAUUUUGUGUGAAAAUUGUAUCCAUGAUUUUGUUGUAUGCUUGGUAGCUGUGCCACACUAUAUUUCGUUGCCUUUUACUAAAGGAUGUGAUUUAAAAAAAAGUCUGAUUGUCAUUCCAGAAAGUUAAAACGAUUAUAAAAAAAAUGUAUUUAAAACAAGUUUGAACGACCUAAUUGUAACAACGGUGACUCCCAUUUUUAAUAUAGCAAAAUUUUGAAAUUUUCAAGCGAAUUCUAAUUUUGAAUCAAGUCAAACGACUUUUUGCAAUUUUGUUGCCAACAUGAAAAACCAGUUUUUAUUUUAUUGCCGAUCAAGUAUUGCCAUUAUUGCUCACGCGCAGACGGGCUUGCCAACGGCUGGGAGGGAAUACAGUGUGAUAGUGUCAUAAGAGCUCAAUCUUUAAUAUUUUUAAGUAGAUUAUACACAUGGAAAUGUUUUAAUUAAUCAUAAAUAAUCCUAUAUAUUCAAAUGAUUGUUAAAUUUAUUUUUAGUUUAUAAUUACUGUGUAGCUAUUCUCCUUUUAGAACAUUCCAAUUUAUUUAUAGUUUCGUACGUUUGUUUGCAGUAUUGCCUGUAUUAAUGAAUGAAAAUGUAAACGGAACAAUUACGUAACAUUUAUUCCUAAUAAAUAAUAAUUAAGUGCCUAUUGAAUCGGAAAGAAGCUCGUCUAUGUGAAACAUGGCGUUUAAAAAAAUACAAAACAUUAAUAUAAUAAGUUAUUGAACAAAUUAUAAUGAGUAUUUUUAUUAUAAAUUAAUUAUCUUCGCUUCUAGUUCAUAAAUAGUCCAAUUUAUUUCGGGACUUGAUUGUUUGUGAAAUACGAAGGUUUAGAAAUUUUAAUUAAAUUUAUGUCUACGAUUCUAAAAUAAUAUUAUACUUUUGGAAUUCUAAUGUUUAACAUGUCCUAUUUUUCUUCUUGAGAAAACAUACCGACUUUAAACAUUAUAAUAUUAUAAUCCUCUUUCGUUCGUGAUGAUAAUAUUGUUCAUAUCACUAGACAGGGGUUGCUUGUUUGGUUAAAAUAAAACUAUAUACUAUCUUGUAAUAUCAGAUGUGUAUUUGAGGGUAAUUCUGAAAACGGUUUCGCGAUUCGUAACAAUGUACAAAGACUGGAUUUGUUAUGUAAGUUUUAACUGUGAAUAGGAACUGAGGUAUCGCGAAAACCGUGAACUAGAUAACGAUUACCUUAGAGAUAUUCUGCGUGUGUUCCUUGAACGUAUUCGAUUGUGUAAAAUUUAUAAAUUACUUUUUUAAUUAUGUGUAUUAGUAGAAUUUAUUUUUGUUUUAUAUCGUUUCAACAUUUUCACUAAAUGUUCAUUGUUAUAAUGCUGAAUGGUGUAUAGGAUUUAUUUUUGCACAAAGAACACAAAAGAGGUUUCGUUUUCAAUUUACGUAAUAAUAGGAAAAUAUCGAAUCACGGUAGAAACCGCGUAUCGAUUCAGUUUGUAUUUGAGCAGCUGGUAGUUGACGAACCGAAGGGGGCCACAUAGCGUUCUUGUCAUUUAGUAGGUCGCAAUGUACGACGCUAAGAAAAUAAAACCUUUUUGUUCUUAUGUAGGCUUUAGUGAAAGAUUACGUGCGUGCGUACGUUAAAUUAAAAAAAAUGUUUAGUGUCGCCCCGAAAUGAUAGAUGGCGCUUUUUUUCUUUUUCGAUUAUAUUUUGAACGGCUAAAUACUCAAUUAGUGCCAAUUUUUACACUUCGUAUACAGCAAGAGAAUUUUUGAAUGUUAACAAAUUUUCGUCUCCAAUAUUAUUUUGCCUGUGAAUCAUUAGUCAUCAACCAUGCACUUUUGUUAGUGCGUUUUCAGUCAAUUCGUAAUUUCCACAUAUUAUGCCAUUUCAUACUUAUAAAAUUAAUUUGAUUUCACUAAACUAUGCGAUAAAAGUUAAUAGAUUUGAAAUCGCUGACGUGAAUUGCCUUGCCGUACAUAUUAUAUUAUAUUAAAUUGCCCGUUUACUGAAUUAUUUUGCCAAUCGUUGUAAGUUGUCAAAUUGCACUUUUCCAAACAACAUAUCUUAUCUUCAUUUAGAACAGAAAAAAUAAAUUGAAAAAAAAAGUGUUCAUUAUCUGUGGUAUACUCGUUAAGAAAUUGGCAACAUUCCAUAUAUAUUUUUUCAAAUAUAGUAUUAUCUACAGUUUUUUUUGUUUCUAAUUUUCUUGUAGUUUUCAUAUUCUUAUUCUAAUCAUACCGUAAAAAUCAUUCGUCCAUAUUUUAGUCACUAGUUUAAUUAUAAAUAUUUAAACUAUGAAAUCAUUGGUACUUAAAAAGUACUUAAACGUGUAAAUACAAAAAAUGAGAAGUAAGCAAUACUGAAUGGCCUUAAUAAAGAAAAGCACAAUAUAUUUUUUCCAUAAUUAUUUUUAUUACAGUAUUAUUAUUUUUAUUAGCAUUUUUAAAAGCAUUUUUGGUACUAUUGUAUCUUAUACGUAAGAAGUUCAAAUGUAAUUUUAAGUUGCAUAUUUCGUUCCGUUCCUCACUUUAUUUGGUUGUGAUGGCGUCGCCUCUUGCCCGGACGUAUCAAUAACAAAUUAUUUAAAAAAAAACCUUUAAAACUUUAAAAAUAUCGAUCUCAGUCUAACUUGAGAUUCUCCCGUGAAAGUACAUAACAGCAUCUAUUUUUUUUUCUCAUAUACAUAUUUAUUUUAAACUUCGUUUUUUAUUUAGUGAAAUUUCUUGUGAACAAUAAUUGUGUGCCUGUAAAUCAGUCUUGCCUUAAUAAAAAAAUAUUCCUCUGUUGUAAUAUUGUUAUCGUGUGAUCAUAUUAUGUACAUAAACGAUUUAAAUACGUAAAAUAAUUAUUAAUGUUCAAUGUUUGUUAGGAAUAGUGACUUGUUGUCGUUGCUCUUGUAUAUAAGAUAUGUAAUUUAAUGGAGGAUUUACACUGGACAGUGACUGUCGGCAACUUCGCUUGUAUUAUUCACUUGAUGGCUUAGUUCAAGUCUUGUUUCAUCUCGGUCUAGUGCUGUUUGGAAUAUGAUAUUCUUUCGAGCCAGUGAUUUUCAGCGUUGAAAAUGUGCAUUCAUAUUUCAUUGUUUUUUUUCUUUGUUCUUUUCUAAGCCACAUGUGAACAGCGAUAUCAAGUAAUAUUGGCCUCUGAGAGUGUCGCAAGUCACUGGAUCAAUGUAAAUCAGCCACGAACACACUUCAGAACCUUAGUGUCAAAUAAAUGUGUUCUUUAAACGUUAUCACAGCAUUUUUGAUGGUAUUUUAUGUACAUUUUCUGUGUGUGAGUGUAUUUCUUUUCAAUACAUUUGACGAUGGAUGUACGUCAUGAAUGUGGUUCGUUCAUUUACUAUAAUAGUUCCAUCAUUCUAUUUAUCAUACAAUAAUCAUUCACUCAUUCACUCAUUCGUUCGUUAUCGUGGAGUGAGCAAAUCGUUAGUAUUUAUAAUGUUCGAUGAGUUAGCCUAGUGUACGAUAUAUCAAUUGACCUGUCUUAUUGAAUCGUUAUGGGUCCUCGUUUGUUGAUAGUUGUAGGAUGAGACUGUUGACUUCGAUCGUCGUAUCUGUUGAAAUAUAAUCGCUGAAAUUGUGAAGGCGAAAGUGAAAUUUAAGUGUAUCGACAUCAGAAGAACUCCUUACAGUAAAUAAUCGGGUUUAUGUGCUGACUACAAUUUUUAGGUCCAAUAAUUACCAGAGUUCUUAUUCGGAAAAUGUAGCACAGAUAUGAAAAAAUGCGUUAGAACUAAUUAUAAAGUGAUACAAAAAAAAUGUCUAAUCCACACAAAUGAAGCGACACAUUUAGAAGCAUUCUAUCUUAUUCUCUUGCAAGUUAAAUCUUAUAGAUGCAAUAAAUAAAUACAUUUGACUCAUUUUAGUUUGGCUUUUUUUCGUUUGACCGAAUUUCAAAUCAAAACGGUGCUAAAUAAGUUUUCACUUCAAAAUAGAAAUUAUCGAUAAAUAUAAUCGAUAUAAUCCUCUGAUGUCGAGAAACAUAUCGCCGCCUCUAUUGUUACUAAAUGUUUAUACUUUAGGCUAUAAUCCUUAUUAACGGUAGAAUAUUAAGAAAUUUGUAGGAAAAUUUUUAAUAAACAAUAAUGUAGAGUGUCUCUUGCCUAAAAUACUAAAUUUUAAUAUCACUUAAAAAAUAUUAAUUUUAUUUAAAAAAAAAAGUACAAAUAAGUUUUUUUUUAAAUAAGAUAUAUCUAAUACAUUUGAACUGUUUUAGAAUAAAUGUUUACAUAGCAAUAUGAUUUUUAAGAGGCAAUAUAUUAAAGAGGUUUAUUAAAUUCUUAAAUAUCAAAAGUAACAUGCUAUUGAUCCAAACUUUAUGACUAUGCUAGGUGAUUGUCAACAAGAAAACUUAUUCUACAUAGUUUGGAUUACACGGACCCGUAUCGAUCUCAAGGUCAUAAACGGAAACUAUUGUAAUAUUUAGAUUUAUCAUUUUUAAAGAAAACUAUUCACAUCGACGGUCGCGUAUAAAUAACAAUACAGUAGAAUAAAUCUGAAAUAUUUAUUAAACUGUGAAGAAUAUAUCCGAUGUGGCUUUAAUGUCGAUAAAAAAAUUCAAUUACCUUGUUACAUCGUAUUGGAAAGAAAAUUUAUAAGUAAUACGAAGUCUUCAAAUAAACUUAUCUUGUAGAGAGGUGUCUAUUGUUCAAAAGUUGUAGUUUUUUUUUAAUGUUGUGUAGUUUAAUCUAUAUUUGUAUAAUCUGUCUUAUUACAAUGAGUGAACUUUGAAUGAAUGAAUAUUAUCUUAAAUUUAUUGUGAUCGAAAAUUAUUUUCAGAAUUAUAAUAUUAAGAAGGUACAUUUUACAGCUAUAUUAGUCGGAUCCUAUUUUUUUGCGUUUUAUUAUUAAAUUGUAUUAAUAUUUACUUAGCACUGUGUACUUAAUCGUAGUGAAACUAUUGUUACUUUUAUCUGUGUGUGUUAUGUAGGUAGGUAUAUUUACUUUUUUACCCAAAUAAUGGAAAAUAAAAGUACACGAAUACAAUGCAAAUAAAUUGCAAACAAGAAACUUUAACUUUUGAACUUUAGAUUCAAUGAAUAUACUUAAAAGUUAUAUAUUAUAAGAAAAUAAAUCGUUUGUUUCAAUCGAAAA
This is a messenger RNA of Bombyx mori (domestic silkworm), 8320 nucleotides long. It is a transcript of the gene MYPT-75D, whose product is annotated as protein phosphatase 1 regulatory subunit 16A. The record is from RefSeq and is a predicted model, not a curated record. The transcript has 10 exons. The coding region runs from base 499 to 2400 and encodes 633 amino acids. Gene Ontology annotation, molecular function: enzyme inhibitor activity; myosin phosphatase regulator activity; protein binding. Lineage: Eukaryota; Metazoa; Arthropoda; Insecta; Lepidoptera; Bombycidae. Gene Ontology annotation, cellular component: cytoplasm.